Messenger RNA from Manis javanica (Malayan pangolin), 4195 nucleotides. NCBI's taxonomy places the organism in Eukaryota, Metazoa, Chordata, Mammalia, Pholidota, Manidae. The record is from RefSeq and is a predicted model, not a curated record.
CUUAGAAUGAUUGAAGAUAGUGGGAAAAGAGGAAAUACAAUGGCGGAAAGAAGACAGCUAUUUGCAGAGAUGAGGGCACAAGACCUGGACCGGAUCCGCCUCUCCACCUACAGAACAGCCUGCAAGCUGAGGUUUGUCCAGAAGAAAUGCAACCUGCACCUGGUGGACAUCUGGAACGUCAUAGAAGCAUUGCGGGAAAAUGCUCUCAACAACCUGGACCCAAAUAUGGAACUCAGUGUGGCCCGAUUGGAGGCUGUGCUCUCAACCAUUUUUUACCAGCUCAACAAACGGAUGCCAACCACUCACCAGAUCCAGGUGGAGCAGUCUGUCAGCCUCCUGCUUAACUUCCUGCUGGCCGCCCUGGACCCGGAAGGCCAUGGUAAAAUUUCAAUAUUUGCUGUCAAAAUGGCGUUAGCCACAUUGUGUGGAGGGAAGAUCAUGGACAAAUUAAGAUAUAUUUUCUCGAUGAUUUCUGACUCCAGUGGGGUGAUGGUUUAUGGACGCUAUGACCAGUUCCUACAGGAAGUUCUCAAACUGCCCACAGCAGUUUUUGAAGGCCCUUCAUUUGGUUACACGGAACAGGCGGCUAGAUCCUGCUUCUCUCAGCAGAAAAAGGUCACCUUAAAUGGCUUCUUGGACACACUCAUGUCAGACCCCCCCCCGCAGUGUCUGGUCUGGCUGCCCCUCCUGCACCGGCUGGCAAAUGUAGAAAAUGUCUUCCAUCCCGUCGAGUGUUCCUACUGCCACAGCGAGAGCAUGAUGGGCUUCCGCUACCGAUGCCAGCAGUGCCACGACUACCAGCUCUGCCAGGACUGCUUCUGGAGGGGGCACGCCGGUGGCUCCCACAGCAACCAGCACCAGAUGAAGGAGUACACGUCGUGGAAAUCACCUGCUAAGAAGCUAACUAAUGCGCUAAGCAAGUCCCUGAGCUGUGCUUCCAGCCACGAGCCUUUGCACCCCAUGUUCCCUGACCAGCCUGAGAAGCCACUCAACUUGGCCCACAUUGUUGAUACUUGGCCACCCAGACCCGCGACCGGCGUGAGCGACGCCCUGUUCUCCCACUCCGUCCCCGCCUCGGGCAGCCCCUUCGUGGCCAGGAGCUCUCCUCCCAAGGACGCUGACGCAGAACAGAGCAAACUGCUGGCUAGGGCUGUGCCAGCUUUUCUGAAGGGCAAAGGGACACAGUACCGUCUGAACGUGGCAGACAGGCUAGCUGAUGAACACGUUCUCAUCGGGAUGUAUGUCAGCAUGCUCCGGAGCAGCCCCUCAUGCAUGCUCGAUGAAGAGCACAGGCUGAUCGCCAGGUACGCAGCAAGACUGGCAGCGGAGUCCUCCUCCUCGCAGCCAACUCAGCAGAGAAGUGUUCCAGACAUCGCCUUCACCAUUGAUGCAAAUAAGCAACAGAGGCAGCUGAUUGCAGAACUAGAAAACAAGAACAGAGAAAUCUUGCAGGAGAUCCAGAGGCUGAGGCUGGAGCAUGAGCAGGCUUCCCAGGCCACUCCAGAGAGGGCCCAGCAGAACCCCACGCUGCUGGCUGAGCUCCGGCUCCUCAGACAGCGCAAGGAUGAGCUGGAGCAGAGAAUGUCUGCUCUCCAGGAGAGCCGGAGAGAGCUAAUGGUCCAAUUAGAGGGUCUCAUGAAGCUACUAAAGACCCAGGGGGCAGGCUCUCCUCGCUCCUCCCCCAGCCACACCAUCAGCAGGCCCAUCCCCAUGCCAGUCCGGUCCUCAUCUGCCAGCUCCACCCCGUCUCACACGCCUCAGGACUCUCUCACUGGCGUAGGGGGAGAUGUCCAGGAGGCAUUUGCACAAAGUUCAAGGAGAAAUUUAAGGAAUGACUUACUAGUAGCAGCAGAUUCUAUCACUAACACCAUGUCCUCUCUUGUGAAAGAGCUGAAUUCUGGGGUGGGGAGUGAAACCGAGAGUAAUGUGGAUUCUGAAUUUGCACGGACUCAGUUUGAGGAUCUGGUUCCCUCGCCAACCUCUGAGAAGGCCUUUCUAGCACAAAUCCACGCCCAAAAGCCUGGGUACCUUCACGGCGGAGUGACCCCGGCCAGCGCACGCAGCGACGUGUCAGUAUCUUCUUGGAGGGCGACAGAAGACGGGGACACCUGUGCGCAGCCAGAGGGUGAGAGCUAUGAGCACAACUCUGCCCAGCAGCUAGAGGAUGAGCUCCAGAUGGAGGAGUACCUGAGGCGGGAGCUUCAGGACGACACCUGCCAGGUCAGCUUGCAGGGCUGAAUACAAUAUCCUUUUACCACUCUCCUCUCAAUGUUUCUAUGUAUCAGGAUAGCCUCCUUCCCUGUUGAUAUGGAAGAACAUGCCAGGCUAUGGAACAUUUCUUUAUAGUUCAGUGGACAUUUGGCAUACAACCCUGGGAGUUCACUUUAUGCUCUGUUAAUUAGGAAAAUUGGCACAAAAACUUCUGUAGCACCAGAGACACUCCAGAGAGCUUCUGUGGCUGUGAAGCCACAGCACCAACCCACAGGAGCAUCCGUCUUAGCCUUUGUCACCAGGAAGGAAAGAUGCAGGCUGCUCGGCUUCCUUAGAUGGGUCAGUCCCGGGUCCCACUGUACUCACAACCCAGAAGCUCCAAGGCAUAGGCCUUACCUGCUGGAAGCAAAACCAUGUACUUUUAAAGAAAACUGAAGAAGUGGGGCAUAGAAGAAACUUCUGCAGCCUUAUAUUUUGGAAACAGCUGUUUCAAGUCCAUUGUGAACUUAAUUUCAAGUAUCAUUUAUGAGGCAUGUGAUCCUCACCCCCAAGGAUCUGCCUACAUGCCUGGAAGCCCUCUGUGAUGUAUUCAAUGUGCAGAGAAGUCCACUUGUCCAGCAGUCACCUGAGUGUAGUGGUUUGAAACUGAAGCUCUGGACUCAAUAGACCUGCCCCAAAUAUGAUUGCUAUGAUCGCAGCAAAUCUGGACAGAUGAUUCAAACUCUACGAGUACAUUCUUUCUACAGUGUGUGUUUUAAUGCCUGCCUCACAGAGGACUUGUUCUCAGUGGGGCAUAGUUCUUAAAGAGCUUAACGCGGCAGCAGAUGCCCCAUGAUUUAUUGUGGUCGCAUGCAUACACACCUGGCACUGCGUGGUACUCCACAAGAGGCACGGUCCUUGGUGCUGCUUGGCAUCACCAUGGCACUUGGAACAAGCUUGCUCUCCCUGUUUCAUAAAAAGGCCGGGAUUCAGCUACAUGCAGUGAUUUGAUUGGCGUCAGCUGAACUGGUCCGAAAGACUAGACGGUUCCUCAGGCUCCAGCUGAGGGCCACUUAGGUGUUCCCCCAUUCAGUCCAGAGCUAAUGUGCACCUCUCAUGGUCAUCUGGCUGCACAGCCCCAGGCCCUCAUGUCUACGUUAGUCAUACAGUCCUUCCUGACCAUGGGAUCCCAUAAUUUGUAGUGCAGUUGGAGUAAACUCAACUCCGGCUGGUAAAUUAAAAAGGGAUGUCCGUCUCCUAAAUGACAUGUCAACUGGCAAAGAUGCCUUCCAGCCCAAGCCUCGUGUCCCAGGCCUCAAGGGAAGAUCAAGCCCAUAAAAGUUAUGGCAUGAUUGCUGUUACAAAAUAUAUUUUAGGAGCAGUACGGUCCUUCUGGUAUGAAAGGGAGGGUCUUACUGCCACGUUCUCUGUCCCCUCCCUGGGACUUGAGAAUGCUACCCGACUCUCUGUGACUACAGGGGAACAUUCCCAGGGGCUGUUUCUGAAAAAUUCACUCCAGUCAUAGCAAAUCCCAAAGGAGCAAGACUUUUCCUUUAAUAGCAUUUUCUCAGCUCCAGCAAUUUGAUCAUUUUUGUUCUGUAUGUUAUUUAAACAUCAGUAAUUAGUUCUUAGAAAAACACAAUUUUUAAAAAGCCUAAUAAAACGUCCUUGACAUAAACCCAGAUAAGAAGCAGCUUUUGGUUCUUGGACCUAAAACCCAGAGACAUCAGUCCUCUGAAAAUCCUUAGGCCAAUUUUUAAUCUUUUGCUGCAAAUCUGGCAGUGAAAAAUCAAAACAGUGUGGCUUCUGCCAUUUACUGACUGUGUGCCUGCCUGCCUGGCAUUUUGCAAGACUUUUAACAUGAACCGGGCUGUCCCUAGAGGGCCACUUAGGCAAAACUCAUUUAAAAUCUGAUUGAGUGCUUCAGAAAUCAGUGGUUUUUCAUCUUUGCAGCUUUGAUUUUCUUGACGCAUCCAAGAAAUAUAGCUGAAAUUUUGGAACAGUA